Molecule: messenger RNA, 836 nt
Organism: Cercocebus atys (sooty mangabey)
Lineage: Eukaryota; Metazoa; Chordata; Mammalia; Primates; Cercopithecidae
Exons: 4
Coding region: 1-714 (237 amino acids)
Source: RefSeq, a predicted model, not a curated record
AUGUUUUUGGAACGUUGUAAGGCGAGGCAAUGUGGCCUGGACAGGGAGGGGCAGGAGCCAAGUAAGGGUAAUAUUCAUAACCCCAGCAGGACUCCAGCUUCUGCCCCGUCGCCGCCCUCAAACACGGCAGCAAUAACAACCAGGACCCAGCCAGUACAGCACCUCCUCCCGUCUCGCGCGCGCCUCCAGCCUGGCCUGAGGCAUCUCCGCCAGACGCGACCAGAAGGGGCGACAGGGCUGCGCGACUUCUGGCGCCUGAACCGCCCAGCGAAGACAGCCCGCGGGGGUCGCAGGUCGCUGGAUCUCCAACCACAGGGCUGGCUUCGGAGACUUACCUUGAGCUCUACCCUCCUUGCGCGAGGAGCCUGCGGUCCAGGUAGAGAAAUACCGGCCUUCCACUCCCACACAGCUACCUCCCGCUGGCCCAGCUCCGCUUCACGCCGACACCCACCAGACACACGGACUGCUGCCACCGUACCGAGGCUCACCGGGAACUGGAGCAGAGGCGGCUGGUCUCCGCCGCCCAGAGCCCGACCCUGCGAGCGGAGCAUGCGCACACGCCCCAAUACCCAGGGGCCAGUCAGACCAGUGACACCUGCGAUCAACAGGUCCCUGGAGCCCCGCCCCUUUCCCCGCCUCGAGCCUGCCCCUCGGAGCUGGCUCCGCCUUCACGCUCAACGAGUGAAACAAGCCCUAAACCUGAAAUUGUGCUGAGGAAAAACACAAACCAACUCUGGGCAAGUAAAAUCCCUUGUUUGUGUGUUAAAGCCUUUUUAGACAUUGUUAAAUCAAAGUGUUUUCAUUAAAUUGCUUCCUGCAAGUUUUAUUCUGCUAAU